CUAUGCUAACAGAAUGAGUUCGAAGUUAGAUAACAUUAAAUCAUUAAAUUCAAACUAUAACCAAAACUUCAAAAUAAUCCUUUUUUGGAUAUGAGUGUUAGAACAAGAAGGCCGAAGUCAUCUAGCGUUAAAAUGAAUGCUGGAGGUUUUCUUUUAGCCAGAGUUCUUUCUCCACCUUGAUAUAAUUUCAGUUUUGUUUUAAACUUAAUAAUACCGUUGAUACCAAAUGUGAUUUUAUAGUAAUUACAACUAUACUCUGAUGAUAGCAUGACCUUUGAAACAAAGGUGUUAUCCAAAGUGGGGGAUUUUGGCCCUUUUCAGAAGCGUCUUUGCAUUCUGCUUGCUGGGGUACUGUCCCCUACUCUUGCUGCCAUAUAUUACAGUCAGAUUUUGAUAACUAUUACCCCAGAUCAUUGGUGUAAGGUUCCGGAGUUGGAUACUGUUCCUCUUGAAGCCAGACUUGAGCUAGCCAUUCCACGAGUUGACAAGGAUGGAAUUAUAAAAUUUAGUUCAUGUGAGAUGUACGAUGUGAACUUUACAAGUAUUGUGUUAAGAGCGCCCUUCAGAAACAACAGCAAUAUUAUAUUGGUAGCAAAAACCAAUUGGCCAAAAUGUGCUUGCAAAAACGGGCACGAGUUUGAUACUCAGGCCUAUCACAAAACGGUAUCUUCUGAGCAAAGCUGGGUGUGUGACGAUGACUGGAAACUUCUGGUUGCACAAGUGGCAUUUUUCUCAUCAACGGUACUUGGCUCUCUCAUUUAUGGAUUGGUGGCUGACUGGCAUGGUAGAACGUUUAGUCUCAGGAUUGGAUGCAUUGUUUGUGGAAUCUCAUGUCUCGUCUCCAGCUUUUUUUUGGAUUUUUAUUCAUUUGUAGCACUUCGAAUCUUCCUAGGUGCUGGACUCCAAAUCAAUCGAUUUUUGUCAUCCUUGUUAGUUAUCGAAUAUCUUGGCCCGCAACACAGGAGCUUUGUGACCCAACUUUCCACUAUCCAGUGGGGCUUCGUAGGUGCUAUCUUUCCCUGGCUAGCUUUCUGGCUUGGUGACUGGAAAUGGUUGUCUAUGGGCACUUCUGUAUCCCUAAUGGCCGUUGUCAUGGUUACAUGGUGGUUGCCAGAAUCUGCUCAUUGGAUGUUAGUUAACAAGCAAACUGCACGAUUACUACAUACACUUGAGAAUGUGGCAAAAGUGAAUGGAAAAAGUGUGACAAAAGAAAGUUUACUAGAAACUAUUGAGGCUGCGAAUGAGGAGGAAAGACAAAAGAAACGUGCACACUAUUUGGACCUUUUCAAAACCCCUAAUCUCCGGAAAAGAACAGUGAUUGUUUGCUGGCUAUGUUUACUUGGGCGUCUUGGUUGGACAUUUCUUUAUCAACAAGCUCAAAAUAUGGGAAGUGAUUUCAAGAUCUCAAUGUCUAUGGCAGCGGCUGUCGAAAUACCCGCAAUUUUAAUUGCUCGACCGAUUGUUGACAGGAUAGGUCGACGUUGGACAUGUUUUCUUGUGUUCCAAGCACAAAGCAUUUUUCUUCUGACAAUUCCUGCUGUACCUUCUGGAUAUCCCAACAUCGUGUUAGCCUUGUCCUUAGCAGGCCGAUUUGUGGGUGCAUGUGGAAGUCACGUUGCCCUUCCAGUGUACGCAACUGAACUCUUUCCGACAAUGUUGCGAGCACAAGCUAACAGUCUCCGAUUGCUUCUCGGGGGUUUUGGAAUGCUUCUCUCGCCUUUCUUGAUGCAUCUGGGUAAGUACCAAGAUGUUCUUCCCUACGUAAUAAUGGGAUUACUGGCUGCCGGUGGUGGAGCCACUGUGCUUUUUUUACCAGAAACAGUUGGAGAAGAUAUUCCCCAAACUUUGGAAGAAGCAGAGCUAUUGGGCAUGGAACAGCAAGUGGCAUCGUGUAGUUGUUGGUCUCAUAAAAACUACGAGAACCCAAACAAGGAACGUUCGUCUCCUAAAAACAAAAUAAGCAUGAGUGAUAUUUACGAAGACUUUGUUGAUGUUGCUUUUUCAGAAUGAAAUAAUUAUG
Messenger RNA from Limulus polyphemus (Atlantic horseshoe crab), 2020 nucleotides. Its product is annotated as organic cation transporter 1-like. Gene Ontology annotation, biological process: transmembrane transport. The record is from RefSeq and is a predicted model, not a curated record. Lineage: Eukaryota; Metazoa; Arthropoda; Merostomata; Xiphosura; Limulidae. Gene Ontology annotation, molecular function: transmembrane transporter activity. The transcript is spliced from 9 exons. Gene Ontology annotation, cellular component: membrane. The coding region runs from base 268 to 2010 and encodes 580 amino acids.